This is a messenger RNA of Fusarium pseudograminearum CS3096, 1161 nucleotides long. RefSeq lists its product as uncharacterized. Gene Ontology annotation, biological process: proteolysis. The record is from RefSeq and is a predicted model, not a curated record. Gene Ontology annotation, molecular function: aspartic-type endopeptidase activity. The transcript is spliced from 2 exons. Gene Ontology annotation, cellular component: fungal-type vacuole. NCBI's taxonomy places the organism in Eukaryota, Fungi, Ascomycota, Sordariomycetes, Hypocreales, Nectriaceae. Bases 1 to 1161 code for a protein of 386 amino acids.
AUGUCUGUCGCUCGUUUCGCCUCGGCCCUUUUGGCCUCUUCUGUCAUGGGCUUGGCUUCGGCUGAUGUCCUCGACUUGCCUAUUUUCGUCAAGGGCGGCUAUAAAAUGGUUGAGUUUGGUGUUGGAACACCCGCACAAACUGCCCGUCUUCUCUUCGACACUGGCAGUGCUUCUGCAUGGAUGGUCGACGCUGAGUGCGCCGACACCUGCACCCAUAUCAACAAGGGUCACCGAUUCGGAUACAACCUCACCGCGUCUUCCACCGGCAAGAAGACUGGCCACGACGCCAACAUCGAGUACCUCGGCGGCACAAUCAUCGGUCCUACUGUCGAGGACAAGUUCGAAGCCGGCGGCUUGAAGUGGGAUUCCAAGUUCAUCGCUGCUAACGAGAGCACCUGGUCAGCCCUUGCUGCUGAUGGCUUCAUGGGUCUCGGUUUCGGUAGCAUCCAGGAUGGCGAUGCCACACCUAUUUUCGAGUCUCUGAUGGAGGAGAAGCUCAUGGACAAGCCUCGUUUCGCUAUUUACUACGCAGCGGGCGAAGAUGACAGCAGCGGCGACAAGGCCGGCAAGGGCGUCUUGACCCUCGGAGGAUCUCGCGAGGACAAGUACGUUGAUGGUGAUUUGAUCACUGUCUCGUUGAUUUCCAACAACGGCGACUACGACCUCUGGCGGACCAUCAUCCACAGCACCACUGGAACGCAAAACGACAAGAAGUGCAAGACCGGCAAGGCCGAGAAGCAGACCGAGAUGGGCGGCAUGGACAUCGUCUUCGACACGGGCGCUUCCGCCAUCACAUUCCCCAAGUCCAUGAUCGACUCCAUCUACGAGUCCAUCGGCAUGAACUACACUGCCAUUCUCAAGGGAGAUCACAUCCCUCUCUGCAGUGAGUUCACCAAGGAUUGGUCUCUUACUUUCGAGAUUGGCUUCUUCGGCAGUGAGAAGAACGUCACCAUCCGAGGUGAUCAGCUCAAGCGCACUGGCUUUGCCAACCGCGACGAUGCCUGCUGGCCUCCUGUCCAAGAUGGUCCUGAGGGCUAUGCUCUUAUCGGCACCAUGUUCUUGCGAAACUUUUACACCGUCUGGGAUUACAGCAUGUUCCCUGGCACCGGUGGAUUCAUGGAUCCUAAGCUGUCUUUUGGUUACCUCAAGGAGGGCUUCUAA